UCGAUUCGAAGCUAAGCUGCGUCGCACUUGCUUUGAUGAUAUUUUAAGCUUAUAUAGUGCUGUAAAGCCAGAUAAAAAUCUAACAUAAUGCAGCAGGCUGCUGUAAAUCUUCCAACACGAGUUCGAGUCGGGAGCAGAACAGUCACAAUCCAACAGCGACUUGGCAACGGCGCUUUUGGUGUCGUGUAUAAGGUCAAAGAUGAGGCAAGUUCCACUGUCUACGCGUUAAAAGAUGUUCUUUGUUUGAAUGCCUCGGCUCUUCGUAAUGCUGUCCGCGAGGCUACCACACUAAACAAAAUCUCUCAUCAGAACGUGAUUGCCGUCAUGGGAGCAGACCAGUUUCGAGAUAGUAAAGGUUUACACAUGCUGCUUUUGACUGAGUACUGCUCGGGCGGAAGUUUAAACGACCGCCUUGCUCGACCGAGUAGUGAAGAAAUGAAUACGAAGUGGAUCAGUCAAACAGCCGCAGCUCUUGCACACCUCCACUCACGCGGAGUGGUUCACCGCGAUUUGAAGGCGGAUAAUGUGCUUUUGACCGCAACAGAGGAUGUGAAAUUGGCUGACUUUGGCCUCGCUCGCGAGUACAUCGCACUCAAACGAAUCGAUGUUAAACAAGACGAAGGAUCAUGGCUGACAAGUUACACUCAAUACUACAUGAACUCAGGAGUUGGUCCCGUACACUGGGUGGCUCCUGAAUUCUUCACUGGCCAUUACACCGAAAAAGCCGACGUGUUUUCCCUUGGUACCUUGUUUUUCGCGAUCCUAGAGCGUGAUUUCAUCGUGGUUGAUGGUAAAGCAAUUUACGGUGCCUUCGUAAAUAUUCGUGGUGUGGGCAAACUUGGCCUUGGGCUCGCAAUGGCAAAGGUUGAUAGCGGUAUCAGCAUUACGUUCUCAAGCCGUGCACAAGGGUCCAACGCGAUGCAAAGGGUAGUUCUUGAGGCCUUGCAGUACGACAAAAAUGAUCGACCAAGCGCUCAAGAGAUUUGUGACAAAGUCAUGAACAUUCGUCAAGGUGUAAGGCUCAACCAACAGCACCCGGAAACAGAGACGGGUUCGUGUUGCUGAAUCGGUUCAAGAUGCAAGAACGCUCCUCGCAAGUUGCUGAGAGAACGAAAGUGAGAAAGAUUCAUUUAAACAUACGAAAGUCAAACUAACUAAUCAAACGUUUCUUUGGAAACAAAUAGUUAAUGUCAUAACUGUAUCGGAAUAUACGAUAAGACUUGCAAUUUUGAGCUCAAAAGUUUUGUAGAUAAAAUAGAACGUUUCCAUCAGCUUAGUAGCUCGAAACCAGGAAGAUGACCGUUCUGCAUAAAUACUUCAGUAGUAACAGAAGUCAUCAAGAUCUUUUGCUUACCCUAAAAAUUUGUAUUCAUAUUUUUCUCUGUCUAAUGCCGUUUGUAUUAUUUAAUAGCGUAGCGCAAAUAGAAUCUUUUUUCCUGAAACUAAAGCCAUGUUUUUGAUUUUAUGACAUAUUUUGUAAUGCAUCUUCAAUGUUACAGAUGAAUGCAAAUAUAAAGUUUCCUUGUUAUUCUCAA
Molecule: messenger RNA, 1535 nt
Organism: Orbicella faveolata
Lineage: Eukaryota; Metazoa; Cnidaria; Anthozoa; Scleractinia; Merulinidae
Product: serine/threonine-protein kinase PDIK1L-like
Biological process (GO): protein phosphorylation; negative regulation of G2/MI transition of meiotic cell cycle
Cellular component (GO): cytoplasm; nucleus
Molecular function (GO): protein kinase activity; ATP binding
Source: RefSeq, a predicted model, not a curated record